This is a messenger RNA of Pan troglodytes (chimpanzee), 2004 nucleotides long. RefSeq names its product arginine vasopressin (gene AVP). Gene Ontology annotation, molecular function: neurohypophyseal hormone activity; V1A vasopressin receptor binding. The coding region runs from base 1435 to 1929 and encodes 164 amino acids. The transcript has 3 exons. Lineage: Eukaryota; Metazoa; Chordata; Mammalia; Primates; Hominidae. The record is from RefSeq and is a predicted model, not a curated record. Gene Ontology annotation, cellular component: extracellular region; secretory granule.
AUUGGGAGCCAGUGUUCCUGCAAUAACAACUGCCCAGUGUUGCCUCUCAAAGGGUCCUUGCAGUCCCUGAGGGGUCAUUCCUGAAAAGACCGAUGCCAUGGCCUGAGUAUAGGAGGCCCCUCCUGGGUUGUUGGCCCCCUCACUGCCCUUGCUGGAGAUGGGGCUGCUGUGUCCCCUGGAAUUUCCUCGCAGCACCUGUAUGCACCCUGGAGAGGAGGCCAAGAGCCUGUGGGAACUGCGAGAGCUGGGGACUGCGCACAGCUUGAGAGGCAGGGGGUACCGGGCCUGAACCCCAGACCAGCGGGGCAUUCUGGUGGCCCAGGGAGAGAGGCCAUGUCCUCUUUAGACCUGCCACCUUGGGAUUAGGGACCAAAAGUGGCUUUCUCAGGCUGGGUCCAUUUAGGUAUGGCUCCUCCUGCACCUUCCCCCAGGCCCAGACACCCCCCACCCCCAGCUCUCCCACCCCAGGCCUGAGAUGUACCUGCCCUGGUUGCCACAUACUAAGGUCCUGGUGGGCGUAGGAAUUGGGACAAACUGUUGUCAGGUUUCCUGGGGCUCCCCCCACCUUUGAACCUUACUUGGCAUGGAGUUCUUUCUCCCCAUAGUAGCUCCCCACACUCAUGUUUCUACCUGGGAGGGGGUGAUGGGUCACGUGCCAAUGUGUCCCCAAGGCCCCCAGUGUGUCCCCAAGGCCCCCAGCUUCAGGGCCUGAGUCCCCAUGCCCUGCUCUAUGGGGGUGCGGGGGUGUCAUGUCUUGCACUUUCCCCAGCAACCUGCCACCCCCCUACCCUGUGAGAACAAGCCCCUCUCAUUCUGUGUCCCUUGACUCCACGACCGCAGCUGCCUUGUCCACGAGGCAGGGAUUCUCAUCUCUGGUGCAGCCCCUGUCCUCACCACUCUGGGCUUGUGCUGUUCUUGGUCCCUUAUCUUGUUGUCACAGGGCUAACCCUCCCCACACACCUGGCUGUCCCCUGCCCCACAGCUCCUAGGCCAGGGCCUGUCCCUGCCCCUAACACGCAGCCCCUCGGUUCCUCUUACCCUCUUCUUGGACCCUAAGCCAUUUCUGGGUAAUCAGAAAGCUCAGAGAUGGUCUCCAGGUGACCCCCCAGUCUGUCCCUCUCCCUGAAUCCAGAGCGCUGCAGUCACAGUAGAGGCAAUUGCUGUCAUUCCACGGCCCAUGGCAGCCUGGCGGCCCGUACCCCUCCCCCAUGAUCCCCUGCACAGACAGGCCCACGUGUGUCCCCAGAUGCCUGAAUCACUGCUGACGGCUGGGGACCUGGCGGCCGUGGGCUCCUGGGGAGCCACUGGGGAGGGGGUGGCGGCCGCGUCUCGCCUCCACGGGAACACCUGCGGACAUAAAUAGGCAGCCAGCAGAGGCAGCAGCACAGAGCCACCAAGCAGCGCUGCAUACGGGGUCCACCUGUGUGCACCAGGAUGCCCGACACCAUGCUGCCCGCCUGCUUCCUCGGCCUACUGGCCUUCUCCUCCGCGUGCUACUUCCAGAACUGCCCGAGGGGUGGCAAGAGGGCCGUGUCCGACCUGGAGCUGAGACAGUGCCUCCCCUGCGGCCCCGGGGGCAAAGGCCGCUGCUUCGGGCCCAGCAUCUGCUGCGCGGACGAGCUGGGCUGCUUUGUGGGCACGGCUGAGGCGCUGCGCUGCCAGGAGGAGAACUACCUGCCGUCGCCCUGCCAGUCCGGCCAGAAGGCGUGCGGGAGCGGGGGCCGCUGCGCCGCCUUCGGCGUUUGCUGCAACGACGAGAGCUGCACGACCGAGCCCGAGUGCCGCGAGGGCUUUCACCGCCGCGCCCGCGCCAGCGACCGGAGCAACGCCACGCAGCUGGACGGGCCGGCCGGGGCCUUGCUGCUGCGGCUGGUGCAGCUGGCCGGGGCGCCCGAGCCCUUCGAGCCCGCCCAGCCCGACGUCUACUGAGCUCCCCCGCUCGCCCCACCGGCGCGCUCUUUGCGCCCGCCCCUGCAGCACGGACAAUAAACCUCUGCCAAUGCA